AUGUUUCUGUACAACAUCACCCUGCAGCGAGCCACGGGCAUCACUCAUGCCAUCCAUGGAAACUUCUCAGGAACCAAGAUGCAGGAGAUUGUCGUUUCCAGGGGAAAGAUCUUGGAAUUAUUGCGUCCAGAUGCCAACACAGGAAAGGUGCACACUCUGCUCACAGUGGAGGUAUUUGGCAUCGUUAGGUCCCUGAUGGCGUUCAGGCUCACAGGAGGAACCAAAGACUACAUUGUUGUUGGAAGUGACAGCGGUCGUAUUGUCAUCCUGGAAUAUCACCCAUCAAAAAACAUGUUUGAGAAGAUCCACCAGGAAACGUUUGGAAAGAGCGGCUGCCGGCGCAUUGUCCCCGGACAGUUCCUGGCUGUUGACCCAAAAGGCAGAGCUGUUAUGAUAGGAGCGAUAGAGAAACAGAAGCUGGUUUACAUUCUGAACAGAGAUGCAGCUGCAAGACUGACCAUCUCAUCUCCGCUGGAAGCCCAUAAAGCAAACACACUGGUCUACCAUGUAGUUGGAGUCGACGUCGGCUUUGAAAAUCCCAUGUUUGCCUGCCUUGAAAUGGACUACGAGGAAGCUGACAAUGACCCGACAGGAGAAGCUGCCGCCAACACGCAACAGACGCUCACCUUUUAUGAGCUGGACCUCGGCUUGAAUCACGUGGUCCGCAAGUACAGUGAGGCUCUGGAGGAGCAUGGAAAUUUCCUUAUCACUGUUCCUGGUGGUUCAGAUGGGCCCAGUGGAGUUCUGAUCUGCUCUGAAAACUACAUCACAUACAAGAAUUUUGGAGACCAGCCUGACAUUCGCUGUCCCAUCCCACGACGCAGGAAUGACCUUGAUGACCCGGAGCGGGGCAUGAUAUUUGUCUGCUCAGCCACCCACAAGACCAAGUCCAUGUUCUUCUUCCUGGCCCAGACUGAGCAGGGAGACAUUUUUAAGGUUACCCUGGAAACUGAUGAAGAAAUGGUCACAGAAAUCAGGCUGAAAUACUUUGACACGAUCCCUGUGGCAACAGCCAUGUGCGUCCUGAAGACUGGCUUCUUGUUUGUGUCUUCUGAGUUUGGAAACCAUUACCUUUACCAGAUCGCCCAUUUGGGUGAUGAUGACGAGGAGCCUGAGUUCUCCUCUGCAAUGCCGCUGGAAGAGGGAGACACCUUCUUCUUCCAACCCCGUCCCCUCAAGAACCUUGUGCUGGUGGACGAACAGGAGAACUUAUCACCCAUCAUGUCCUGUCAGAUUGCUGAUUUGGCCAAUGAAGAUACACCACAGUUGUAUGUCGCCUGUGGACGAGGACCGCGGUCUACUUUGAGGGUUCUUAGACAUGGAUUGGAGGUUUCAGAGAUGGCUGUGUCUGAGCUGCCCGGUAACCCUAACGCUGUGUGGACAGUACGCAGACAUGUAGAAGAUGAGUUUGAUGCCUACAUCAUUGUAUCAUUCGUGAACGCCACCCUGGUCCUGUCCAUCGGGGAGACUGUAGAGGAAGUGACAGAUUCUGGAUUUCUGGGCACAACACCUACUCUCUCCUGCUCACUGCUUGGAGAAGAUGCCCUGGUGCAGGUGUACCCAGAUGGCAUCCGCCACAUUCGAGCAGACAAGCGUGUGAAUGAGUGGAAGACUCCUGGCAAAAAAACCAUCGUCCGCUGCGCUGUGAACCAGCGACAGGUUGUUAUUGCGCUGACUGGAGGGGAGCUGGUCUACUUUGAGAUGGACCCGUCUGGCCAGCUGAAUGAGUACACAGAGCGCAAGGAGAUGUCUGCUGAUGUGGUUUGUAUGAGCCUGGCUAACGUUCCACCUGGUGAGCAGCGCUCGAGAUUCCUGGCCGUGGGACUGGUUGACAACACUGUCCGAAUCAUCUCCCUGGACCCUACGGACUGCCUACAGCCGCUGAGCAUGCAGGCUCUUCCAGCCCAGCCAGAGAGUCUUUGUAUUGUUGAGAUGGGAGGGGUCGAGAAACAGGAUGAACUUGGAGAGAAGGGAACCAUCGGCUUCCUCUACCUCAACAUAGGGUUACAGAACGGUGUGCUGCUUAGGACUGUGCUGGACCAAGUAUCAGGGGACCUGUCAGAUACCAGAACACGCUACCUGGGGUCACGACCUGUUAAACUCUUCAGAGUCAGGAUGCAGGGACAGGAAGCUGUGUUGGCAAUGUCCAGUCGCUCCUGGCUCAGCUACUCGUACCAGUCUCGCUUCCAUCUGACGCCCCUGUCAUAUGAGACUCUGGAGUACGCCUCUGGCUUUGCCUCAGAGCAAUGCCCUGAAGGCAUAGUGGCCAUUUCUACCAACACACUGAGAAUCUUGGCUUUGGAGAAAUUAGGAGCCGUCUUCAACCAGGUGGCCUUUCCUCUGCAGUACACUCCCAGGAAAUUUGUAAUCCACCCGGAGACCAACAACCUCAUCGUGAUCGAGACUGACCACAAUGCCUACACUGAAGCAACCAAAGCUCAACGAAAGCAACAAAUGGCUGAGGAGAUGGUGGAGGCUGCUGGCGAGGAUGAACGAGAACUGGCUGCUGAGAUGGCUGCUGCCUUCCUCAACGAGAAUCUCUCUGAAGCCAUUUUUGGUUCACCUAAAGCUGGAGCAGGACAGUGGGCCUCGCUGGUGCGUCUCGUCAACCCCAUACAGGGUUCAACACUGGACCAGGUGCAGCUGGAACAGAACGAAGCUGCAUUCAGUGUUGCAGUGUGUCGUUUCCCCAACACUGGAGAUGAUUGGUAUGUUCUUGUGGGUGUCGCCAGAGACAUGAUUCUCAACCCCAGAUCAGUGAGUGGUGGCUUUAUCUACACCUAUCGUCUAACCAGUGGAGGGGAGAAGCUGGAGUUUGUGCACAAGACACCUGUAGAGGAUGUGCCUUUGGCCAUUGCUCCAUUCCAGGGACGAGUCCUGGUGGGAGUUGGGAAACUGCUGAGAAUCUACGACCUGGGCAAAAAAAAGCUGCUUCGCAAGUGUGAAAACAAGCAUGUUCCCAACCUGGUGACUGGCAUCCAUACCAUCGGCCAGCGUGUGAUCGUGACUGACGUUCAAGAGAGCCUGUUCUGGGUUCGUUACAGACGCAACGAGAACCAGCUCAUCAUCUUUGCUGAUGACACACACCCCCGCUGGGUGACCACAGCUUGUCUGCUCGACUACGACACCAUGGCCUCUGCUGACAAGUUUGGGAACAUCAGCAUUGUGCGUCUUCCCCCCAACACCAGCGACGAUGUGGAUGAAGACCCAACAGGGAACAAAGCGUUAUGGGACAGAGGCCUCCUUAAUGGAGCAUCACAGAAGGCUGAGGUGGUAGUGAACUACCAUGUAGGUGAGACGGUGUUGUCUCUCCAGAAAACCACUCUGAUCCCUGGAGGUUCAGAGUCUCUGGUCUACACCACUCUGUCUGGAGGCAUCGGCAUCCUGGUCCCAUUCACCUCGCAUGAGGACCACGACUUCUUCCAGCAUUUAGAGAUGCAUAUGCGCUCUGAGUUCCCUCCACUGUGCGGCAGAGACCAUCUCAGCUUUAGAUCCUACUACUUCCCAGUCAAGAAUGUGAUAGACGGAGAUCUGUGUGAGCAGUUCAACAGUAUGGACCCUCACAAGCAGAAAAGUGUGGCAGAAGAGCUGGAUAGAACCCCACCCGAGGUCUCAAAGAAACUGGAGGACAUUCGCACACGCUAUGCCUUUUAAUUGUACAUCUUCAUACAGCUGGGGUGGACAGAGACACACUCACUAGAACCAUCACGCACACAAAUCCUGCUGUGCCCCUUUCAGGACACAGACUGACGGACACUUGUAGGUUGUUAUACGGUGAACAUACCACAAGAUAUCACAUGCUUGUAAUUUCCGUACAUUGUUCAAUUAUGAUGCAACUCAUCCUUGCCAACACAUGCCUGUAUUCGAAGUGCAUAAACAAUUACCCACAUAGCUGUGUGAACAGUAUUGCUAUCAUCCCCCCACAUACAUACAUACAUACUGACUCAGUUACUGUUUUUCACACCUCCCCGGUGCUUUUGUCAGCAGAAACAUCACACAUACAGCGACACAGACAGUUUCACGGAAACAUGACAGGAGGCCUCAACCAGCAGCUUUCUAACAUUGCAAGAUUGUGUUGCCACAUUGAACUCCUUUUACCCGUACAUCUGUGUGAACCACAUUCUCACACACAGCGGUAAUGAGCGUCAUUCAAACACACACACAGCUGUGUGAACAGAAUUUCCAUGCUCCCGAUUACGUGAAGAGCAACCGCAUCGUCAUCUGCACCCUCAGAGUACGUACAUACAUACUGGACCAAAUCAUAUGUCAUCUGUGAGCAAGUGAAUGCAUUUGAUUCAAAGGCUUAUGAUCUCGGGCCAAGCAGAAAAGUCUAGUUAUGGACACAAUGUGUAGAGAUGACUGUUGCCUGGACAGAAGACCCCUAAAGCUGAAAAUAUUUUUAGUGUCCGUUAUUUAGCAAGACGGUGUUUUUGUGUCUAUCUUUGAUCUCAGCAAAAUGAAACAUGUUUUUGUAUGGUGUGGUUAUUUUAAUGUGUAUUAAUUAGGAUAAUCUGUUAUGAUGCAAAUACCACAUUCCCAGAUGGUGGUAUUAAAACUUUGUUAGCCCCUCGCCCUACCUGUCUGUCUGAUAACAUGUUGGCCCCAGGCUCAUUAAAGCAUAUUGCUUACUCGCAACUGGGAACCAAACAGAAGCCGAACCGCUGACCCAGUCUGAGCCUCAGGCCCCACGGCUCAACACUUGUUGUUGCUAUACUGUGGCACUGAGCAACGGCUGAACUCUAAAGACUAAAUAAGUGGGUGGAAGAACACUGAAGUUUGCACUGGGUGGUGUUCUUCUCAGUCCUGUAAAUCCCCAACCUUAGCCACAGGCAGACAUAGCAUUCCUCAGUAGUCACUGAAUUUAGGGGUUUGUGGGAUGGGGGCAGUGGUCUGUUUUUGUAAAUAAAGUUGUUGUUUUUUGUGCUUUAUAAAA
Molecule: messenger RNA, 4933 nt
Organism: Micropterus salmoides (largemouth bass)
Lineage: Eukaryota; Metazoa; Chordata; Actinopteri; Centrarchiformes; Centrarchidae
Gene: sf3b3
Product: splicing factor 3b, subunit 3
Exons: 26
Coding region: 1-3654 (1217 amino acids)
Biological process (GO): mRNA splicing, via spliceosome
Cellular component (GO): nucleus; U2 snRNP
Molecular function (GO): U2 snRNA binding; protein binding
Source: RefSeq, a predicted model, not a curated record